AUGGAAUGGAGCAAGGAGCAGGGCGUCAUGGUGAGCGGGGGAGGGAGGAUCGAGCGGCUCUUCGAUGCUCCUCGAUUCUCAUGGAAGGAAGAAGACCUCCCGCACUUCCACAAGGCAAGGACAUGCUCCUGGGUGAAAGGAUCAACCCACGCAGCCUUCGGCAAGUGGAAGAGAGAGAAGAGGACGCACGACAUCGUUGUCGGGGCAUGGUUCCGCCCUCUCUUCCUUGGAGGGUGGAUACACUCGGACAGCAGGACUGAGUCAGUGUACAACCUGCAGACCCCUAGUCUCUUCAUCGACCUCCGCAUCCCCAACCUUGAGGAAAACAAGAAGUGGCAGGACAUCCAUGGCUUCUCUCAGCUCUCUGAUGUUGACUUGCGCUUGUUGGCUCGCCGCCAUUGUUUCGCUGGAUACUCGCUGCUGAACCAAGGUGGGCCAUGGACGAUUGAGAACCCUCCUGUCUGCACUCGCCAUCAUGCGAUCGACUGGAACUUUGUGGGGAAGAUGAGGCCGAGGCCGAACAAGUGGAGGAUCGAGAUGAGAGAGGACGGGAAAGUUUGGAAAGAGUGGGGAUAUGCGAGAGAUGAAUUCGAUCAGCACAUCUACUUGGAACGCUGGGAGCUCCUCCCGGAAGGGAAGGGGCCAUACCUUGCCUUGACAAGAGAUGAGAGGUAUGGUCGAGAAGCUAUCUUGAUCGUCUGCGGGGACCACUUCAACUUCGCUAUGGACCGACCCACAAAGAUGCCGUUCGAUCCACAGCGUCAGCAGGUUGCGAGCUUGCAGGAUCUUGUGGACUCGCUGGUGGACAAGGGGGAUCGUGAAGAGGCUAUCAAGUACCUGAGCCUCGAGGGCUGCCAUGGUCGCAUCAGCGGGAAGCAAGCAUGGGUGAUCGACAAUGCUUUACAUCCUUGGAUGAUCGGCAAGAAGAUUCUAAGCCCCGACGAGGUCCAAGUCAAGUAUGCAGAGAGAAAGGUGCUGUGGAAGGGAGAGGAAUGGCACAUUUUCGAGGACUCGUUUGGCCCCAACGGACUUCUCAAGUUGUUCACUGGAGGCAUCGUCGACAAGAAGUCUUCCCUCUGA
Molecule: messenger RNA, 1080 nt
Organism: Guillardia theta CCMP2712
Lineage: Eukaryota; Cryptophyceae; Pyrenomonadales; Geminigeraceae
Exons: 14
Coding region: 1-1080 (359 amino acids)
Source: RefSeq, a predicted model, not a curated record